UUCCUACCUCCCCAGCUAGCAGCAACAACACACUGUCUGGUUGGAAGAUUUGAUCGCCAAUCGUCACUGCUAGCAAUCCUCAGGUCACAGUGCCAUGUUGCAAAGGUUCGCGUUGUGUUCCCGCCUCCGAUCCAGGCCUGCUCAGGCUAAUGUCUGCCCUCUCAUUACCCGGGCAGUGUCACAGACUAAGUUCCCGCUCACCCGCUCUCAUGGAAAGUCGUUUGCCCACCGCAGUGAGCUGAAGCAGGCGAAGCGCGUGGUGGUGAAGCUGGGCAGUGCUGUGGUGACCCGGGGGGAUGAGUGUGGCCUGGCCCUUGGCCGCCUGGCCUCCGUCGUGGAGCAGGUGGCGGUGCUGCAGAACCAGGGCAGGGAAAUGAUGAUCGUCACCAGCGGGGCCGUUGCGUUUGGGAGGCAGAGGCUUAGGCAUGAGAUUCUACUCUCUCAGAGCGUCAGACAAGCCCUGCACUCCGGACAGAACCAGCUCAAAGAAAUGUCUGUCCCAGUGCUGGAGGCCCGGGCCUGUGCUGCUGCCGGCCAGAGUGGCCUCAUGGCCUUGUAUGAAGCCAUGUUCACACAGUACAGCACCUGCACCGCACAGAUCCUGGUGACCAACCUGGACUUCCACGACGAGCAGAAGAGGAGGAACCUGAACAGCACGCUGCAUGAGCUGCUACGGAUGAACAUCGUCCCCAUCAUCAACACCAACGAUGCCGUGGUGCCCCCGCCUGUGCCCAACAGCGACCUGCAGGGGGUAAAUGUCAUCAGCAUCAAGGAUAAUGACAGCUUGGCAGCGAGGCUGGCUGUUGAGAUGAAAGCUGACCUCCUCAUCGCCCUGUCAGAUGUUGAAGGCCUGUAUGACAGCCCCCCAGGCACAGACGAUGCAAAGCUGAUAGACAUCUUCUAUCCAGGAGAUCAGCAGUCCAUCACCUACGGCACCAAGUCCAGGGUGGGCAUCGGGGGCAUGGAAGCAAAGGUGAAGGCAGCGUUGUGGGCGCUGCAGGGAGGUACGUCGGUCGUCAUCGCCAACGGCACCCACCCCAAGGUCACAGGUCAGGUCAUCACUGACAUUGUGGAGGGUAAGAAGGUGGGCACCUUCUUCUCAGAGGUGAAACCUGCAGGCCCAACGGUGGAGCAGCAGACAGAGAUGGCCCGGCAGGGAGGGCGGGCUCUCGCCUCUCUGCUUCCUGAGGAGAGGGGAGAGAUUAUCUGCAGGCUGGCCGACCUGCUGACGGAGAAGAAGGAGGAGAUCCUGAAUGCUAACAAGAGAGACAUGGAGCUGGCCACAUCAUCAGGUCGUCUUUCCGCGCCCCUGCUGAACCGUCUGAGUCUGUCCUCCUCCAAGCUGAACAGCCUGGCCAUCGGUCUGCGCCAGAUCGCUGUGUCGUCCCAAGAGAGCGUGGGCCGGGUGCUGCGCAGGACCCGGCUGGCCAACAACCUGCAGCUGGAGCAGAUCACCGUGCCCAUCGGGGUGCUGCUGGUCAUCUUUGAGUCCCGGCCAGACUGUCUCCCUCAGGUGUCAGCCUUGGCCAUCGCCAGUGGAAACGCUCUGCUGCUGAAGGGUGGGAAGGAGGCAGCCAACACCAACAGGACCCUGCACCAGCUCACACAGGAAGCGCUGUCUGUCCACGGGGUGAAGGAAGCCGUUCAGCUGGUGAGCACCAGGGAGGAGGUGGAGGACCUGUGCAGGCUGGACCAGCUGAUCGACCUGAUCAUCCCCAGAGGCUCAUCCCAGCUGGUGAGGGAGAUCCAGCGGGCAGCGAGGGGCAUCCCCGUGCUGGGCCACAGCGAGGGAGUCUGCCACGUGUAUGUGGAUGCAGAGGCCAGCAUCGACAAGGCCCUGGACAUCAUCAAAGACUCCAAGUGUGACUACCCUGCUGCCUGCAACGCCAUGGAGACGCUGCUCAUCCACAGAGAUCUGCUGAGGACACCUCUGUUUGACCAGAUCAUAGACAUGCUCCGAGUAGAGCAGGUCAAGAUCCAUGCAGGGCCAAAGUUCGCGUCCUACCUCACCUUCAGCCCGUCAGAGGUCAAGUCCUUAAGGACAGAGUACGGGGACCUGGAGUGCUGCAUCGAGGUGGUGGACAGCAUGCAGGACGCGCUGGACCACAUCCACAAGUAUGGCAGCUCCCACACCGACGCCAUCGUCACUGAGAAUGAGGAGACAGCGGAACAGUUCCUGCAGCAGCUGGACAGCGCGUGUGUGUUCUGGAACGCCAGCACUCGCUUUGCUGAUGGCUACCGCUUCGGCCUGGGGGCGGAGGUUGGCAUCAGCACGGCCAGAAUCCACGCCCGCGGGCCUGUGGGUCUGGAGGGGCUGCUCACCACCAAGUGGGUCCUGCGGGGGGACGGACACACAGCAGCCGACUUUUCAGAGCAGGGCAGCAUGAAGUUCCUCCACGAGAACAUCCCUGUUCCUCAGAGGAACCUCAGCUAGGAACCAUGCAGGUUCUGGACAGGAUCACCCGGAAUGACUAAUAACCCAGAGGUUUGUUAGCUCUACCAUACUGAACUCCUCCUGUUACUACAGACUGCUAACAUAGACCCCUCCUGUUAUUACAGACUGUAAACACCCCCCCCCCCUCCUGUUACUACAGACUGCUAACAUAGACCCUCUCCUGUUAUUACAGACUGCUAACAUAGACCCCCUCCUGUUAUUACAGACUGCUAACACAGACCCCUUCCUGUUACUACAGACUGCUAACACAGACCCCUUCCUGUUACUACAGACUGCUAACACAGACCCCCUCCUGUUACUACAGACUGCUAACACAGACCCCCUCCUGUUACUACAGACUGCUAACACAGACCCCUUCCUGUUACUACAGACUGCUAACACAGACCCCUUCCUGUUACUACAGACUGCUAACACAGACCCCCUCCUGUUACUACAGACUGCUAACACAGACCCCCUCCUGUUACUACAGACUGCUAACACAGACCCCCUCCUGUUACUACAGACUGCCAACACAGACUGUAAACACCCCCCCCCCCCUCCUGUUACUAAAGACUGCUAACAUAGACCCCUUCCUGUUACUAUAGACUGCUAACCCUAACUGCUAACACAGACCCCUCCUGUUACUACAGACUGCUAACAUAGACCCCUUCCUGUUACUAUAGACUGCUAACACAGACUGCUAACACAGACCCCUCCUGUUAGUACGGAUCUGAAGACUGUCGUCUGACUACAACACCCAUCCUAGACCAGCUGUUGUUCUUUCUGCUGCUUGUGUGACUGGGAGCUGCCAGGCCGGCUCCACUGAGCUCCUCCUGAGACCCUCUCCUCGGGCCCGGAUACCCGGACAGGACCUGGGCCUGCUGACAGGAUCAGGAGGCCUUCUGGCCUGCUGACAGGAUCAGGAGUGUGUGCCUGUGCGUGUGGACACGGCUGAGCUGGCCUCGUGGAUGUUACUGAUACUCCACCAGCUCCUCGCUCGGUUCCUUUGAAAUAGUGAAAGCAUUCUACUGUCGUCAUGGUUAUGUGGACUGUUUGAGUGUAAGGGGUUUGUACAGUAUUUUGUCAAGUUCAUUACAACAUCUGGGAAAGUCUUUGCUGAAAAUAAGUUUUGGUUAUUGUCUGCCUUCAGAUUUCAAUAAAUGUUCUUCUGAACAGUUCCAUA
Molecule: messenger RNA, 3617 nt
Organism: Osmerus eperlanus (European smelt)
Lineage: Eukaryota; Metazoa; Chordata; Actinopteri; Osmeriformes; Osmeridae
Gene: aldh18a1
Product: aldehyde dehydrogenase 18 family, member A1
Exons: 18
Coding region: 95-2434 (779 amino acids)
Cellular component (GO): cytoplasm; mitochondrion
Molecular function (GO): glutamate-5-semialdehyde dehydrogenase (NADP+) activity; ATP binding; glutamate 5-kinase activity
Source: RefSeq, a predicted model, not a curated record